AUGUGCAUCAAGCAGACCUACACCUGCCCCGGGUGCGGCGAGGCGGGCAUCUUCGAGCCGGUGGUGCUCGUCUGCGCGCACACCUGGGUGCCGCACGGCCGCGAGAAGGCCUGGCUCGCGCCCCUGCACAUGCAGCACACCGAGGGCUUCGGCUUCGGCGCCGAGGAGUGGUUCACCUGCCGGCGCUCGCGCACGCUGCUCGCCCGCGCCGACCCCCUGCCGCGCGAGUGGUGGCACACGCUGCGCUGCCCCAACGAGGCCUGCCACUUCAACAACCACGGCGAGGCCGCCGCCGGCCGCGAGAUCAGCAGGGCCCUGCGGUGGAUGCACCACGGCGUGCCUGUCGUCAAGCUUGUCGACAAGCGCGACGGCGACGGCUCGGAGGAGGAGGAGGAGGCCGUCGCGGAGAGCGAUGGAGAGAGCGCUGGAGAGAGCGCUGCUGUGGUGGGAGCAAGCAAGGCGGCUCAGAUUCUCGGGCUCAGCGAUGAGGCGCUUUCUGCGAUGAGCAACGAGGACAUCAUUGCUUAUAUUUCGAACAUGGAGCAGAGCUUGCGGGAGGCUAUGGACAAGGACAAGGCGGACGAUGAGUUGGAAGAGACGACGACGACGAAUGUCGAGGGUGAUCCUACGAACAAGUCCAGCCGUGAUACUACUAUCAAGUCCAACGGCGAUGCUGUGUUGAGCUUCGAGGUCGAUACUCCGAUGACGUCCAACGGUGACACUGCUAUGAGCUUCGCGAUCGAUCCUCCGAUAAAGCCCAAUGGCGAUACUGCGACAAACUUCGAGAAUCAUACUACGAUGAAGUAUAGUGGUCAUGUUGCGACGAACUCCAUCGUCGACCCUCCGAUGAACUCUGACGGCAAUGUGACGAUGACGCUUGAGAAGGGCUGCGCGGCCGCCAAGAUGGCUAACAACGCUUUCAUUCAGGAGCAUGUGAGGAUAAUAACUGCAUGA
Phaeoacremonium minimum UCRPA7 is the source of this 954-nucleotide messenger RNA. RefSeq lists its product as hypothetical. Bases 1 to 954 code for a protein of 317 amino acids. NCBI's taxonomy places the organism in Eukaryota, Fungi, Ascomycota, Sordariomycetes, Togniniales, Togniniaceae. The transcript has a single exon. The record is from RefSeq and is a predicted model, not a curated record.